UUGCUUUAAUUUUGUAGAAAGAUUUUAAUGCAAUGCAGCAGUAGGAGCAUCCAAAUAUACACUAUAUUGCUAAAAGUAUUCACUUAUCUGCCUUCAAACACAUGAAUUUGAGUAAACUCCCGUUCUUAAUCCGUAGGGUUUAAUAUUGGCUCUGCAGGCCAGUCGAGUUCUUCCACACCAGACUCAUGUCUUUAUGGCCCUUGCUUUGUGCACUGGUGGACUCGUCCAUCAGAUUGCCAGACAGGAAAGUGAUUCAUUGCUCCAGAGAACACGUCUCCACAGCUCUUGAGUCCAGUGGUUCCAUCCCAGACUUUGUAUUGAGCUCAGUGAUGAAAGGCUUGUAUACAGCUGCUCAGCUAUGAAAAGCCACCCUACGCACUGUUCUUGAGCUAAUCUAAAAUAUUUGUAGAAGCAGUCCGCAUGCCUAAGUGCAUUUGUUAUACACAUGUGGUCAUGGAAGUGAUUGGAGCACAUGAUCCAAUGAUUUGGAUUGGUACCUGCUUACUUGGGAAAACAAACAUGACGGUAGGUCAUGAGUCUCUGCAUAGUAGAUUAACACUGUCGUCAGACUAUUUUAUCUUGGCAUCUCUGGCAUCUCUGAAAUGUAGGAGUUGGGUUUCAACCUGUCCAUUAGCAAAGUUCAAAUGUAUGAAAUGGAACCUUGGAUCAGUCUUGAGGUUGGUUAUGUACUCUACAAUGUUAGCUGGUUGUAUUUUAACUGAAGGAGAAAAGAACUGAAAGGAUAUAUUACAGGCUGUUGCUACAGUUUUUUUUUCCUGAAGUGUUGUGCUUUAUGUACUCUCUUUGCGGGUUCUUUGCGUCAUUUUUGGUUUCAGCCCACUAAGACAGCCCACUGAGCAACUAAGGUGGAUAAGCCUUGAAGCAACAUUUAAUCAGGUUUGAUGGGUUCAGUUAAACCGUGAGUCACUGAUUGGAGAUUACAAUAACAAAAAUUCUAGUUUCAUUUUUAAGACAAAGGCAGCAUUUGCUCUGAGACGAACAGCUGAACAAGCCUCCAGACUUCCAAGAAGACAGACCUGACAGAGCUGCAGCCAUGGGUGAGUGGGGCUUCAUCGGUGGAUUAUUUAAAGACUUCCAGACCCAUUUACCGAUGCUGGGUCGUUUCUGGCUCGUCCUCGUUUUGGUGUUUAGGAUACUAAUCCUGGGAACUGUGGCCAGUGACAUGUUUGAGGAUGAGCAGGAGGAAUUUACCUGUAACACCCUCCAGCCAGGAUGUAAGCAGGUGUGUUACGAUGAGGCUUUCCCCAUCUCCCAGUACAGAUUCUGGGUGUUUCAUUUGAUCCUCAUCGCUACACCUUCUCUGCUUUACUUCGUGUAUGUAACACAUCAAGAUCACAAGAGGGCCAACAGCUCCUCGUCGAGAAAAAGGAGCAGCAGGAAGAACAGAGAAGAAAAAACUUCCAAGGCGCUCUACAUUAUCACUGUGAUCUUCCGCAUACUGGCAGAAAUCGGCUUCUUAUUUGUCCAGUGGCGUCUCUAUGGCUUUGAGGUGAAGGCCCAUUUCCAAUGUAGCCGUUCUCCCUGCCCCCUAACAGUGGAGUGCUUCACUUCCCGGCCUGCAGAGAAAACAAUCUUCCUCCUCUUCUACUUUGCUGUAGGGGUAGUAUCAGCAUUUUCCAGCAUUGUCGAGUUUCUCUACGUCUCUUGUAAGUGGUUUUGCUCAGACCAGGAGGACAGAAUCUACCACUGUGACUGCGAGAAUCUCCGCAACCACAAGCAAGAGGAUACAGAGGAGAAAUCAGGAGGAGAGACGAUGUCAGUGAGCACGGCCAGCAGUGUGAGAAUGAAGAAGGGAUCAGUGAGAAGCAGCUCCAGUCGACAGAGCUCCAGCAUCAGUCACAAGUACAAGAAUCCAAGAGGAAAAUAUGUGAGCGCCUCGAGGCUUACAUUGUGAGAGGACACAUAUGCUGCAAUCACAGCAUCCUCCUUUUUCUAUCAUAAAUUUGUGACUACAUUUCUAAUUCCCUCCACAUGUUUUCCUCUUCAUGUGUAUUGGCAACAUCAUGAAGAAACUUAUGGGAAAAUGACAAAACGAGCACAGACGAUAAGAAGGACGCAUGAGAGACAUCAUUGACUUGUUAGUUCUGCUGAAUGACGAAAGUCUGCAAGCAUUUUGACAGAAACAUUUCCUGGAAAACACUUGACAAACUUCCUUACAGGUGAUUGGUUUUUAGUCAAUGUUGCCCUUUCGUAGCUGUCAGAUUCAUCAAACAUAGAACCUCUAACCCAGCAGGGGAUUCAGGCCAUACCGAGACGAAAAUAAGACCCAAGAAACCUUGAAAAUGAGUACUAUUUUUAUAUUUCUUGGAGAGCCACGCCUUGGUCCUACUGGUUCGACUUGCUCUUCUAUCUUUUCCUUUCUCUUCUGCUUUCUCUCUCCCCUUUGUUUGUGUGAAUGUUGGCAUUUGGUUUUUGUGUUUCAGAAGUCAAGCCUCAACCUUACCUGCCCACACAUUUCCAGACUGUGGCUAAUUACUGUGUUGACUUUGCUGAUUGCUUGUUGGCUUCUUAAGGCUGAGGAGUUCCUUCAGUUGACCCCAGGCUGUUGCACCACUCAGUGUAGCUUCGUUUGCAUGCUACAUUACCAGUGGGCGAGGACCCUCUGCCUAUGGUGAAGAGAGAGAAUGGCUUCCUGAGUGUUCUAGGCUUUAUUAAACUGCCUCAAAUAAAUAUACUUAUAUAUUUCCGGUGCUUUUAACACCACUUUUAAGUCCACUUUGCCGAACUCUUUAUUGACUUUCUGGUCCAGACCUAAAAGGAGAGUGUGCUGGAGCCGAUGCUAAAUGGCA
Messenger RNA from Haplochromis burtoni (Burton's mouthbrooder), 2810 nucleotides. RefSeq names its product gap junction delta-3 protein-like. The transcript has a single exon. The record is from RefSeq and is a predicted model, not a curated record. Gene Ontology annotation, biological process: cell communication. Gene Ontology annotation, cellular component: connexin complex. NCBI's taxonomy places the organism in Eukaryota, Metazoa, Chordata, Actinopteri, Cichliformes, Cichlidae. Bases 1055 to 1915 code for a protein of 286 amino acids.